GGGGCCGAGCUGCUCCGAGCGGAACCGAGUGACGCAGAUCAGCUGACCGCGGCCGCUUCCAUCACCACGUCCCUCGGUUUGAAUGAGUCGGAAUCUAACGCGUCUGUGAUCGACCGACCGACCACCGACCGACCACCGACAUGCCGUCGCUCCUGUUCUGCGGGCCGAAGGUGGCCGCCUGCGGGAUCGUGAUCAGCAUCUGGGGGGUCAUCAUGCUGGCGAUGCUGGGGAUCUUCUUCUCUGCGAAGUCGGCCGUGCUGAUCGAGGACGUCCCGUUCACUGAAGACGACAUCCGUAACGAUAAAUUCCCUCCUCAGAACGUCUACGCUCUCUACAACCAGGUCGGCAUCAACUGCUUCAUUGCCGCCGCCAUCUACGUGGCCGUGGGCGCCGUCUCGCUCUGCCAGGUGCGACUCAACAAGCGCCAGGAGUACAUGGUCACAUAGAGCGGCAGCGAGGAGCCUGACACCCCCCCCCCCCACGGCGUCAGGCUGUUAUUUAUUUUCAAAGUAAAAGCUUCUGUGUUUGUUGUGAUGUUGUCAUUCCUGUAAAGAUUCUUUAUUAAAGUGACCAAACGUAAUCGA
Limanda limanda (common dab) is the source of this 584-nucleotide messenger RNA. RefSeq names its product ribonuclease, RNase K b (gene rnasekb). Lineage: Eukaryota; Metazoa; Chordata; Actinopteri; Pleuronectiformes; Pleuronectidae. The coding region runs from base 141 to 446 and encodes 101 amino acids. The record is from RefSeq and is a predicted model, not a curated record. Gene Ontology annotation, molecular function: RNA endonuclease activity. The transcript has 3 exons.